Venturia canescens is the source of this 931-nucleotide messenger RNA. It is a transcript of the gene Sumo, whose product is annotated as Small ubiquitin like modifier. Bases 311 to 586 code for a protein of 91 amino acids. Gene Ontology annotation, biological process: protein sumoylation. NCBI's taxonomy places the organism in Eukaryota, Metazoa, Arthropoda, Insecta, Hymenoptera, Ichneumonidae. The record is from RefSeq and is a predicted model, not a curated record. Gene Ontology annotation, molecular function: ubiquitin-like protein ligase binding; protein tag activity. Gene Ontology annotation, cellular component: nucleus. The transcript has 3 exons.
CGUUUGCAGCGCCAGGCGUAUCUUCGUGAGUUUCGAGCUUCAACAAAACUACAACAAAUAACAAUAUGCCUUCGAGGAUCGUGGGAUAUGACAAAGAGCGGGAUUUCUGUUGAGUAUCGGGGAUGUGAAAUAGCUAAUUCGGAAAUAUCGUAACGAUCGUGUGUUGUUUAUGAAAAUUAAAAAGAAUUUCUAUAGAUCAGCAAUAAGAGAGUAAAAAAGCAUCGAAUACAUUGAUCUUUCGUCUUUCGUGACUGCAUUUUUAGACUGAAUUAAUUAACGAUAUUUUAAGGGAAAACAAAAAAAAACAAUCAUGUCCGACGAGAAAAAGGAAGCGAAAUCUGAGUCGGAACACAUAAAUCUGAAAGUUUUGGGCCAAGAUAGUGCGGUUGUACAGUUCAAAAUAAAGAAACAUACUCCCCUUCGCAAAUUGAUGAACGCAUACUGCGAUCGUGAGGGUUUGGCGAUAGCUGCUGUGAGAUUCAGAUUUGAUGGCCAACCAAUCAACGAGCUAGACACUCCGACAACUCUGGAAAUGGAAGAGGGCGAUACUAUAGAAGUAUAUCAACAGCAGACUGGAGGAUCGUGAUGCAGAAACGUUUUUGCAACGUCUACGCUAUAUUUUAAUAAAAUCCAAUUUUCAUUGUUUAGUUAUUUUCACUCUCUCUUUCUCUCUCUUUCUUUCUUUUUUCCUUUCGUUCCAUUCAAUAUCUCUAGAACGAAUUUUGUUUAAAGACAUUUUUUCUCUUUUUCUAUUGUAUGAAAUAAGAGUAUGUGGAACGUACACAAAAAGUAGAAUGUAGCUAUUCUAAAUAUUCUCUAAAUUAUGAAACAAAAAAAAACUAUCCGCACACGUUCAUUGUAACAUACUAUAGAAUUCAACAAAUUUGAAAGAAAAAAAUGUAAGGAAAAAAACACAUAACGUACGAUAAAA